AUGGAAGAGAGCACCAAAAGAAAACACACUAGCCUGAUCCAUGAACUUAUCCAAGGAAAGGAGCUUACAAAGCAGCUCGGUAACCAUCUGGUUUCUUCUUCUCCAUCAUCCUAUGAAACCAAUGAAUUGUUGGUUGAGAAAAUACUCUUGUCUUACGAGAAAGCACUCACCAUUCUGAACUGGGGGUCUAUUGCGGGAGAGGCCAAAACCACCAGUGGCACAAGGAUGGAUUCCCAUUGUUCUAUUACAAAUGGUGGGGGUCCCAGAAGUGAGGUCGUGGACCGUGAAUUUGAGCACAAAUCUGUCUUCAAGAAAAGAAAGACCGUGCCUAGAUGGACGGAGCAAGUGAAGAUUUGCUCAAGAACAGGACUUGAGGGGUCUUUGGAUGAUGGAUAUAGCUGGAGAAAAUACGGGCAGAAGGAUAUUCUUGGAUCUAAGUUUCCAAGAGGAUAUUACAGAUGCACACAUAGAAAUGUACAAGGGUGUCUGGCAACAAAACAAGUUCAAAGGUCAGAUGAAGACCCGACAACAAUUGAGGUGACCUACAGAGGAAGGCAUACAUGCACGCAGGCUAAGCAUUUGAACAAGGCAUUCCCAUCAAACAUAAAGAUGGGUUUGGGGGAAAAUCAAUUCCACAAUGAUCAAAAUAAUCAACCGCUUCAAGAGAAAAUACAACAAACCCCAGAGGGGAUUUCCACCUUUGAAACAGAGCUUAGAGUCAAGACCGAAGAAUUGGAAAUCAAGGAGGAUAUGUUUCCAUGGUCUUCAUUUCCAUAUCCAUCAAUUGGAUCAGAAAUGUUACCCGAGUCCAUGAUUGAAAACCAUUUCAUGGAAAGCUUUUCUCCUGUAUUCAUAUCACCAGAAACUUCAGAUUCCAACCCUUUCUGUUUGUCAGCGUACCACUUGGACAGCACUGAACUGUUAUGCCAACACAUACAAACCUUAGAAUCUGAUAUCAGUGAGACAGUUUCAGCCUCAACUUCAGUGACAAACUCCCCAAUCCUGGAUUUGGACAUUUUCCUUCAUAAAGGGGAUUUUGACACGGAGUUCCCUCUCAACACCCCUGAAUUUUUCUCUCCAUACGAACUUCCCUGCACUUCCACAUAG
This is a messenger RNA of Sphenostylis stenocarpa, 1107 nucleotides long. The record is from the annotation of a GenBank genome assembly. NCBI's taxonomy places the organism in Eukaryota, Viridiplantae, Streptophyta, Magnoliopsida, Fabales, Fabaceae.